UUGCAUUUUCCCAUUUAAACUAGUGCAUUUCGUUCAUAUGGCAGUAGGUAUGUUCGGAAAGCAUUGGAUAUUGUUACUCGUGGCAUAUUUGCUAAAGUGCGUAAAUGGUCUUCGGGUCAAUUUGACCACGUUCGCAAACUGUCAGGAUGUGACGCUGGAUUACGACAAAGUUCCGGUGGCGUUGACCAAGGUUUCGUAUGACCGGGACGCCGAUGGCGUUUGUAACACCCUGCAUGCCGAGUACGAAAUCCGCAAAAGCAGCGAUGAUGUCCAGUUCGAGCUAGUGCUUACGACGUACAAGUGCCCGCUGGGAAGUACCGCUGUUUGCUUGGACAACCCGAAGGAAUACAUCGAGCCAAUGCACUGCGAGAGGUUCCAUUCGGACGACAGUGGGCCUUGGUUUAUGUUGGCCAGUGCCAUGUCCAAUGGAGACAAAUGCGGACGACACGAGGGCGUUUUCAACUUGGACGCGGCUGUCCUGAAAAUAAACUACCUUCACAGUUACAUCGAACUUGGCAAGGGUACAUAUCGGGUGCGUAUGCUGAUCCAUAUUCCUGGUACCGACUUGGCGGAGAAGAACGUUAAAGGAUGUUGCGAAAUGGACUUUGACGUCAUUGAUGACUGAAGCGCAACGCCAAUCAACCCUAAACUAACUCUCGACUAACUACAAAGUGGCAUAGACCCGAAGGCGAUCAUUCACUCGGACAUCUCUAGCUAUAGAUCAGUAUUGUAGUAGCUUAACGCAUAAUAAUGUAUAAUCGAAAUGUUUCUUAACACAUACAAAUAAAAUCACAGCAGCGACGUGAAUAUGAGUUUGAAA
Molecule: messenger RNA, 820 nt
Organism: Aedes aegypti (yellow fever mosquito)
Lineage: Eukaryota; Metazoa; Arthropoda; Insecta; Diptera; Culicidae
Exons: 3
Coding region: 38-625 (195 amino acids)
Source: RefSeq, a predicted model, not a curated record